GAUUGUUAGCACGCAUGUUUGAGCGCUUUGCCACCGAUGACGAAGGCGAUAGCUGAGGAUGGAUGCCAUAGCUUACUAGUUACCAUCGUAGCGAGUGCGCCUCACGCAUAUGUACUGUUGCAAUUCCCUGCAGCCACGACGCCACAUGUCAUCGCAUCGCCGAUUCUGAUGAUUCGACCUGUAUAAACCCAAGUUGAACACCGCCGUAUAAGAUUAGCAAGGUUUCUUAUGAUAACCAUAUUCCGAAGUCGUUCGUUUCCCCCUUAGUUGCUCAUGUGGUGCUUCAACCCUGGCAACGACGAGCAGCCGUCGGUAGCCCCAUCAUCGUCGGCGCGCCACUGCUCCUCUUCAAUGGAGAAACUGCGUUCGGCCAACAAGAACGUGCUCGGGACGUACGACACGCCGCCGACAUGGGUCUCAGACGAAUCCAUCCCGUCUUGCGCGGCCUGCCACGACGACUUUGAUCUUUUCAAUCGAAAGCACCAUUGCCGCGGAUGCGGCGGAGUGUUUUGCGGGACUUGCACACCACAUAGCGGCAAAGUGCUCAAGCUCGGACUCACCACCGACGUCCGCUUGUGUGGUCCUUGCGCCACCUCGGCCCAACGGGAAAAUGGGUUCUACGCCCGGCACUUGCCGCUGCUCGAGGCUGGCGCGGUGUUUGUCAAAUAUGGUUUCCUUGUCGAGCGUACCGUGUUUGUGAAAUGGGUGGAUGGCACCGUUCAGUACCAAUCGAUCAACGUGAUGUCGAACGUUCUGUCGGGCAUUGUCAAGGCGAUUCCUUUCGACACUAUUUCAAGUCUCACUCCAGUGGGAGUCAGCGGACUCUACCUCACCACACCCUCCCAGCAACAUCGACUGGACGCGGCAGAUCCGCAUAUCCGGGACCUGUGGCUGCAAGCUCUUCGUAGCGCCCUGGAGAUGCGACAGUUUCAAGUGCAGAAGAUUGAGGAGGAGACGGCGGCGCGGGUGGCGCUGGAGCAUCAGGAAAUGACGCGGGUGAUGAUCGGGUAACUAGCAGGAUAUUCGCAUGAUGAUGGCGGCGGCUGUGUGGUUGCUAUAUGUAUGUGUUGACGAAUGGCGUAAUAGACUGGAAUCGAUUGAGCUCCGAAAGACACAUAUGCAGCAAACGCGGCUGGAGAAGAACCAAAGUCGUCGCGAAGCAUUGCGGGCCAAGUAUGGUCUGGACGUGGCAACGACGACAGGCCCAUAGCGCAAUGAACGGGGGCAUGUUUAAGAAGGAAAAUUUGUAACUUAAUGGAACUACAUGGAGCUGUGCAUGUGCAUGGGGGUGAUGUGCUUCAGGCAGUCCUUGAUUGCCAUCGUCGCAAGCUGCGCUGCGUACCGCACGUCCUCGGAAUCGGAGCACAGAUCCAAGCGCUCUGCAUUGUCGUCGUUGGGCAACCGCGUUUCGGAGCAAUAGUCUCCUUCGCCUUCCAUCACGUACGAAUCCAGCGGAAGCAUGGGGCACAUGGAUCCAUAUUCAGCAACGACGCGGUCUGCCAUGGCGAAAUGAUGCUGCUAUAGAG
Molecule: messenger RNA, 1526 nt
Organism: Aphanomyces astaci
Lineage: Eukaryota; Oomycota; Saprolegniomycetes; Saprolegniales; Verrucalvaceae
Exons: 6
Coding region: 274-1011 (245 amino acids)
Molecular function (GO): metal ion binding
Source: RefSeq, a predicted model, not a curated record